Molecule: messenger RNA, 1023 nt
Organism: Ogataea philodendri
Lineage: Eukaryota; Fungi; Ascomycota; Pichiomycetes; Pichiales; Pichiaceae
Exons: 1
Coding region: 1-1023 (340 amino acids)
Cellular component (GO): cytoplasm
Molecular function (GO): oxidoreductase activity
Source: RefSeq, a predicted model, not a curated record
AUGAGCUCUAAAUACGAAACAUUAGUUAUUGGGGCCGGCGGAAUAGGUGCUGUCGUUGCGUACGGCAUACAUUACACAGGCAAGUCGAAUCUAGGAAUUGUUGUAAGAGGACACUAUGACAAGCUAAUUAGUGAAGGAUACACCAUUGACUCAGUCGAUUACGGAAAAGUUGACGGCUGGAAACCAGACUACCUCUACCCAAGCAUCGAGGAAGCUGGAAAGUCGGGGAUCGAGUAUGACUUUGUUGUGGUGUCCACUAAAAACCUACCUGAUAUCGAAAAGGUUGAGGACCUUAUUGAACCAGUUGUGACACCAUCAAAAACCGCAGUUGUUCUCGUGCAGAACGGCUUUGACAUCGGCAGGCCACUAAUUGAGAGGUUCCCGCAGAACAUCAUCAUAUCCGGUGUGUCGCACUGCGGCUCGCACAAGUACGGGACGUUGGUUGAACACAUCCAGCACGAUAAUGCAAAAAUUAGCUACUUUGGCAAUCCCAACUUUGAGGAAAGCGCUCUCGAACAAAAGACCAAGGAGUUCAUCUCGAUGUACAAAAAUCCAAAGAACGAUAUCGACUACUUUCCGAACGAGCGGUGGUACAGGUACAGAAAGCUUGUGUACAAUGCAACUUUGAACACCGUGUGUGCAUUGACGGAUGUCGAUACAGGACGCCUCCAGCUAUGGGGAGGCCUUGAUGAAAUCUCUGUACCUGCAAUGAGGGAGAUUGUUGCUAUCGCCAAGGCAGACGGCUGUGACCUCCCUAGCGAUGUGAUUAAUAUUGUUGGCCACGGAGAUGAUGGUGUCUAUUUUGUUCCCUCAAUGCUGGACGAUGUUAGAAAGGGCAACCCCAUUGAGCUUGAAAUCAUACUCGGUAAUGUUCUCCGGGUUGCGGAUCAGCUCGCAGUGGAUGCUCCAAUACUAAAGGUUCUGUAUGCUCUUCUAAAGCUCAAGCAAGGUAGGCUUAAGGAGAAAAGGGGGUUGCUUACAGUGCCAGAAACUCGCCCCCCAAACACUAAGUACUACUCUUAA